GUACAGACAGGAGCUGCACCGUUUACGUGUGUUGUGUCCGCGGUUGAUAUACUUCCGGGUCGGUGCAAUGGCUGCUGCGCGGAAUGAAGGUGGUAGUGGCGGAGGGAAGAUGAGCGGUGAUGCGGAGUCUCUUUUGCGCUGGUGCCAGCAGGAGCUAGUUCGGAAGUUCAGCCUGGAAGUGAAUGAGGAGUUGAUUCAGUAUGUCCUGUCAAUUGAGAGUGCAGAGGAGAUUGAAGAUUAUGUUGCUGACUUGAUUCAAGGGACCGAAGGGAAGAAACGUAUUUUCAUCGAUGAGCUUCUGAAAAGAUGGAAGAAAUCACAAGAGUUGCUUGCUGCUGGACAAGUGCAGUUUUACAGAAAAAAAGAUGAGAUUCCAGAUUCAUCGAAAGCAGGUGACCAGCUCAAGAAAUCCAAGCGGAAAGGUCGGAACAAGCAAGAGCCAGUGCUUGUGUCCGAGAUCCAGCAGCCAGCAGAAGAGGUUAAAACACCCAUGGAUCUGGUGAAGGCCCAGGAGGCUAAUUCUACAUCCAAGAAAAAGACUAAGUACCUGUCUCUGUACACAAAGGAGGGUGAGGAUCGACUUGCCGUCACUCUCCCUGGUCGUCAUCCCUGUGAAUGCUUAGGACAAACUCACCAACUCAUCAACAACUGCUUGAGUUGUGGCCGCAUUAUCUGCAUGCAGGAGGGAUCAGGUCCCUGCUUGUUCUGUGGAACUUUGGUCUGUACCAAAGAAGAGCAAGAGAUCCUUGUCCGUGAUUCAAACAAGAGUCAGAAAUUACGCAAGAAACUGAUGGGGACUACAGGGAAUCCUGACAUCUUUGAGCGGGAUCUGCUGCCUCAUCAGGAAAUGGUUUUGAAAGCUGGACUGGAAAAAGCUAUUAAACACAAAGACAAACUAUUGGAAUAUGACAAGACCAGUGCUCGCCGGACGCAGGUAAUUGACGAUGAGUCUGAUUACUUUGCCGCAGAUACCAACCAGUGGCUCUCCAAACAGGAAAGGGAGGCAUUACGCAAGAGAGAAGAAGAAUUAAGGGAGCUCCGACACGCAUCCCGUCGAACAAAACAGAUCACAAUAGACUUCGCUGGAAGGAGGAUCUUUGAAGAUCAGGGUUCUUUGGAUCAAUAUUAUAGCAGACUGGAUGAUCUAGUGCAAGAAAUGAAGUCUGAAUCUCAGGAUAACAAUUCCAGUGAACAGAUCAAAAGAAGCAAACAACACUUGGGUGAAUUGGUCAAUCCCAAUAUCGCUGAAUGUGUCCCCGUUUAUGUGGAACUGACAGGACCAGGUGCUCAUAGGAGAGGGGGCGAUAAUCACUUGCAGAACAGAGUCAGUGACAUUGCCUCUGAACGGAACCGUUUGCGGAUUCAGGACCGGGAGCUGUUGGAGAUGUCUGAUGAUGGGAUGUGUCUCAGUAUGCAUCAGCCUUGGGCUUCCCUACUUGUAAGAGGCAUUAAAAGAGCAGAGGGCAGGUCCUGGUAUACAUCGCAUCGAGGCCGCCUAUGGAUUGCUGCUGCUGCCAAAAGACCCUCACCACAGGAAAUAAUGGAGAUUGAAGGGACCUAUAGGGCAAUGCAUGACAAAGACAUUGAAUUCCCCAAAGACUACCCAACUGGCUGCCUGCUGGGCUGUGUGGAUGUGAUAGACUGUGUGUCUCAGGAGCAGUACUGUGAACAGUUUACAGAUCAAGAAUGUGGCUCUCCAUUUGUGUUCAUUUGCACCAAUCCUCGGGAACUGCUUGUGAAAUUUCCAAUUAAAGGACGUCACAAGAUAUGGAAAUUGGACUCCAAGAUUCAUCAAGCAAUGAAGAAAGGGUUAAUGCGGCAAAAGCAAAUUGCCUAGAGAAAAGGAAGCACACAAGGGGUCUGUCUUGUUCUUGAGUGCUUGGAGACUAAAAGCCCCACAACUGGGAAUUGAUCUGACCUGUCAUAAAAUUGACACUCGCUCACCCAAGAAAAUGUGAAUGUACUUUCCAAAAAGUCUUCAAUGUAUUUUCAGCAACUUGGUGAUCCAACAUCAGGCAACCCAGAAAUCCAAACACUUCUAUCUUUAAUAAUCCAAUCAACAUGCAAUUCAAAAAGCUCUGGUAAUUUCAAAGAAAGUGUUGCACAAAAAGCUAAAGCGAUAUCUUCCAAUAAUACUGCUAGACAAUACUUUAUGGGGAUUUGAAUAUGUAAGAUUUCUGUAAAUUGAAACAAAAACUCCUAUUCAGCUUGAAUUGUUUCAUUGAUUAAAGGAGUCGAUACAAUGUCUGGAAUCUGUUUCUCAAUAGCCCUGCUUUCCAGUAACACAUGAACUUGCAGUGUUCAUUUCUCUUUAUUUCCAAUCCCUCAUGAAUGGGGGUCGAUGGGUUCUAAGGAGAAUUAUAUGUUGGGCAAUAGGAUAGCUUAAUGGCAGUCACGAUGUCUGGGAUUCAUCAUCAUUGUAUUUUUGUUUAAAAGAUGCUUUCACGGGAUAUAGCAGCAACUGGAAAAACUGGCAUUUUGUUAUCCAUCCCUCCUCUUGGAAGAUCAUGGGGGGGGCUGCCUUCUUGAGCUGCUGAUGGUGUGGUGCACUUGGCCAUUUCAUGUUAUAGAGUUAGUUGUUAUGACACAGAGGGAGGCCAUUUGGUUUCUCCAGCCUGGGGCAGCUGCUUGUAGAGCAAUCCAGUCAAUCCUAUUUCCCUGCUCUGUCCCUGUAAGUUUCUAGAUUUGUUUUCCUCAAACACCUGUCCAAUUUCUUUUUGAAAAUUUUUGUCUCUGCUUCAUCGGCAGCAAGUUCCACGUCAUCAUCACUCAGUACAUAAAAAUGUUCCUCAUUUUCCCCUCUAUAGAACCAUAAAUUUAUGCUGCCGUGUUGUCAUGUGAUCAGCUCAUGGGAGAAGCUUUUGUCUGCCUUCAUACUUUAUUUCUCUUCCAUCUCCCUUUGUUCCAGGGGGACAGCCCCAACUUCAUAAAAUGUACUGAGAGCAAUUCUACACGCUAAAUUGCCAAAAUAUCCUGAAAAUUUGAAUGAAGCAAAAUAAUGGUGUGAUAACUAUCAUUCUUUUUAUGGGAACAAAGGAAUUUCCAAAUUAAGCCAGUUGACGUUCACCUAGUUCUCCAUCAACCAUCCUGGUUGUCUCAUGAUGCAGUGAAAACAGAGUUAACUGAAUAAGUGUAGCAAUCAGUCUGUAUCAAUUAAUCCAUAACAGGACCAGAUAUGGAAUAAGACCUUGUAGAACCAUGGGUCCAAAGUUUUUCAUCCUUCCAAAGUCACAUUAACACGUAGCUCAUGUUGUAUCUCAAAUUACUCACGGAUUCCAAAAUAUUUCCUUUCUGGAAUAAAAAUUGUUUAAUUUGC
This is a messenger RNA of Chiloscyllium plagiosum (whitespotted bambooshark), 3316 nucleotides long. It is a transcript of the gene trip4, whose product is annotated as thyroid hormone receptor interactor 4. Gene Ontology annotation, molecular function: zinc ion binding. The record is from RefSeq and is a predicted model, not a curated record. Gene Ontology annotation, biological process: rescue of stalled cytosolic ribosome. Gene Ontology annotation, cellular component: nucleus; RQC-trigger complex. Lineage: Eukaryota; Metazoa; Chordata; Chondrichthyes; Orectolobiformes; Hemiscylliidae.